Molecule: messenger RNA, 2598 nt
Organism: Gambusia affinis (western mosquitofish)
Lineage: Eukaryota; Metazoa; Chordata; Actinopteri; Cyprinodontiformes; Poeciliidae
Gene: bmp5
Product: bone morphogenetic protein 5
Exons: 7
Coding region: 441-1820 (459 amino acids)
Biological process (GO): SMAD protein signal transduction
Cellular component (GO): extracellular region
Molecular function (GO): cytokine activity; growth factor activity
Source: RefSeq, a predicted model, not a curated record
UGUUCCUCUGUUUUUAUUUUUGACACAGUUCACCACAUUUCAUCCACUUGGAAACGUAUAAUCCCUUGACGUCCUGGGCGUACCUACCUUUUUUUUUCAUGUCAGAGGAGUAAGGUGAGGGACGGGGUCACCGCUUCAUAAAUACUCGGAGAAUCUGGAUAGACCUUGGAGGAGUAAACGGGCCUACUGCCAGACAAAGUUCUCACACAGGACAGGAGUACCGAUUUUUCCUGCAAACUUUGUACCAAAACAGACUCCUGUCUUAUUACCGUUAUACUUGUGGCUCCACUAUUUUUAUGGAAGGUUUAUGAAUCCGUAUUUGUAGACUUUUAGAAGACAUUUUUUUUCUUUUUUUUAUUAUUAUUUAAAUUUUUUAAUUUUUACCCUCAGAGAUUGCAAUGUAGUUCAUCCUCUCAUCUCUAAGAGAGCAAUUUGCCAGGAUGACAGCGCUUUGUACUCUGAGCCGCGCACUUUUCGCACUUGCUUGGAGCAGUCUGAGUUUUCUUUCCUGCGCUCAAUGCGCUCUCACUGACAACCAUGUGCACUCCAGCUUUAUUUACAGGAGGUUGCGCAAUCACGAGCGCAGGGAGAUCCAGAGAGAGAUCCUCUCUAUCCUGGGUUUGCCUCACCGUCCGAGGCCGUUCUCUCCCGGGAAACAGGCGUCCUCCGCACCGCUCUUCAUGCUCGACCUGUACAACGCCAUGGCUGUUGAGGAGGAGGAAGGGGUGGCGGUGUUAAACCGGAGCGUAGGGAAGAGCUUCAGUGCCAAAGCUCAAGGGCACUCCAAGAAAAGUUACUACAGCCCGCAGCACGCCGGCUACUCCCGUGUGCCGCAGCCCUACAGAGCGGCCCCACUGCUGGGGCACAGUCCUUCACUAACCACGGCGCACGACACCAAUUUCCUCAAUGAUGCUGAUAUGGUUAUGAGCUUUGUCAAUUUAGUGGAGAAAGAUAAAGAUUUUUCUCACCAAAGAAGACACUACAAGGAGUUCCGUUUUGACCUGACUCAGAUCCCAGAUGGAGAGGCAGUGACCGCAGCAGAAUUUAGGAUCUAUAAGGACCGCAGUCACACUCGCUACAACAAUAUCACCCUGAAGGUUUCCAUAUAUCAAGUUAUCAAAGAAUAUCAUAACAAAGAUGCGGAGACAUUUUUGCUCGACGCCAAAAAGGUGCAGGCAUCUAACGGGGGCUGGCUUGUGUUUGAUAUAACAGCCACCAGUAACCAUUGGGUGAUAAACCCACAGCAAAAUUUUGGUCUUCAGCUCUGUGUGGAAAUGAUGGAUGGAAGGAGCAUCAACAUAAAAUCUGCUGGAAUCAUCGGGAGGAACGGGCCUCAGUCCAAACAGCCAUUUGUCGUUGCUUUCUUUAAGGCCAGUGGAGUCCUGCUCCGCUCUGUGAGAGCUGCUGGUGGAAAGAAAAAGAACCACAAUCGCAAUAAAUCAACUAAUCAACAAGAAUCGUCAAGGAUGCCAAAACCUGGAGACUAUAACGCAAGUGAACAAAAGCAGGCCUGCAAAAAGCAUGAGCUCUAUGUCAGCUUCCGAGAUUUGGGGUGGCAGGAUUGGAUCAUUGCACCGGAGGGCUAUGCUGCUUUUUAUUGUGACGGCGAAUGCUCUUUUCCACUUAAUGCUCAAAUGAAUGCAACAAAUCAUGCUAUUGUGCAAACCCUGGUUCAUUUAAUGUUUCCUGAUAACGUGCCAAAGCCCUGCUGUGCCCCAACCAAGCUCAACGCAAUAUCAGUGCUGUACUUUGAUGACAGCUCUAAUGUUAUUCUGAAAAAAUACAGAAAUAUGGUUGUCAGAUCAUGUGGGUGCCAUUAGUUUUGACGCAGUUUAAUUUUUGGAGCCUGAAAUGGAGAUUGCUGGGAAGCACAUUGGCUGCGGGUGUGAUUUGAUGUACAGUAUUAUGUAUAUAAGGUUUUCUUGGUUAAUUUAUUUCCCUUUAAAAGAAUAGCACUGAAUACUGUAAUAUUUAAAUGAUUAGUACAAAAUGAUGAUUUGAAUUUAUGUGCAUAAUCUUUUCCCUUCUGUGUCCUCUGGCAUAUAUAUAUAUUUUUUCUGUACAUCUUCUAUGAUUAAACACUUCACUGGAGUCAUUGUGACAUCUUUGCCUUUUUCUUCUAAGUUGUGAAAUUGUGCUGUAAAAUAUUUAAUCCAAAAUUUCACUUUUGUGGUAAAUUCUGUGAGAAAUGGUUGUUGUUGUUUUGAAUCAUUAAUACAUUCCUGAACGUACAGAAUGGUGUUGCUGAUAUAAAUUUCCUUAGCAAGGGUUUAAGCUCUGUGUGAGACCUUGUCAGUGUUUUUAAAAAUGUGUCAUUUCAAGUCUGACUUAUUUCACCAAGAGUGCCACAUAAAUAUAUAUUUUUUUUUUAAUCAAAUAUGUAUACAGUUAAAAUUUUAAAUAUGAGAGCUUUACCAUUUAUGUUAUUUCAAACAGUUUCUGCUCAUGUAAUCCUCCACAUCUAAACACUGUCAUUUUUCUGUGAACUUCCUCAUUGCAACAACCAUCUUAGUGCCACACUAACUUUUUUUUGUGUUUAGAAAGCAUCAGGUAAUGAUAGAAUGUUUUGUAUGUUUAAUAAAUAUUCCAUUAGAAACA